Onthophagus taurus is the source of this 2828-nucleotide messenger RNA. NCBI's taxonomy places the organism in Eukaryota, Metazoa, Arthropoda, Insecta, Coleoptera, Scarabaeidae. The record is from RefSeq and is a predicted model, not a curated record.
UGUUAGCUGUUCACUAUGAAUCCCUACUUCUAAUAAUUCAUUGGUAUUUGAACCAUGUUUGUUUUAUCUCCUCUUCCGACGUACUUAUCAUCCCAUUCUCGUCUUUCAUAUAUCUCUGGUUUGAGUUCUUACCUUUCCUUAAGGUCCUAAGUGGCCGGAACAGUACUUUCGAGUAUCCUUCAUUCUUUGCCUCCAUCCGUUUUCAGCAAAAUAAAAUGUUUUUUAAUCUGGAUGCUAAAAGUUCUUAUGUCUCGAACUACUGAAUAUCGUGAUGUCUCAUUUAAACUAUUUAAAAUUGUGAGCGAACAUGUUAGAAGAUAAUUAUAGCUAAUAAAAUCGUUUUUGGAGUUAUCCCCAUUAUGAAUUACUUCACUAAAAGUGUUAAAGUAUCUUAAAAUGUGAAAAGUAGUCCACCGAAGAUCAUUGACCCAAAAUAUUUUUCACUUCAUUUUCGAUGUUCGAGUUGUGUUAACGUAGUAGUGCAAUCGGGUUAUUACUGACUAAGAAUUAUACUUUAUUACAUAAGUAAACAAAUUAAAGUGUUUUGUAAUAAGAAACAAUUCUUUAGGAUUAAAAUCAUAGUUCUACACAAGAAAAUCGAUCGAAAUGGACGUUUGCAUCUUUGUUAGUUGUGAUAUUUGUUUUAAUUGUUACAAUUGGGAUUUUAUUAAUUUACGUAAUUUGCUCCCAACCAUACCCUUAUUGUACUUCUACAAAAUGCAUCGAAAGGGCAUUCGCAAUAAAAUCCUCGAUGGACCAAAACUAUGAUCCUUGUGAUAAUUUUUACAAAUUUGUUUGUAACAAUUUCGAAUACGCCAAUUAUGGGAAUCAAAAUCCCAUGGAAGAGUUCUCAAAUUUUCGUAAAACAACGUAUAGAUUAAACGAUAUGAUCCAAAAAAUGAUUCAAAUGCCAAUUAAGAAGAAAGAUUCUCAUCCAAUUCGAAUGAUUAAAAAGUUUUACGCAGCCUGUUCCGAUAAAGAUGAAAGGGAAAAAUUGGGAUUAUCUGUAAUGGAUAAAUACUUAACCCAAGCAAAUUUACCAAGAAUUCCAACGAUUUUUACUUUACCAGAACAAAAUUGGGACAAUUACACUUUUAAUUGGGUUAAAACAUCGGUGAUGAUGAAAAAAAUUUUUGGAAUUGAUUUAUUUUUUAAAACUGUUGUUUCUAAUGACUCGGUUACCUUUUUAAUUGUUCCUGAUGAAUCAAAAAUACCAAUAUUAAUUUCUAAAAAUGGUAUUAAAACUUACGAAAAUCUCUACAACUCGUUAUUUUUAUCUGAUAAAUUUAAAAGUGCAAUGAUUCAUUUAAUCAGCGAAAUGUUUUCUUCUGAAAUGAAUGUAAAAUAUUUUCGAAAGAUUAUUGAGAAGAUUUGGUUACAGUUUGUAAAUAUAACUGAAGAGGCUCAAUUUGUGGUAGAAAAAUAUAAAAAAUACGGACCUUACUUAGAUCGAAAUGAUAAAACGGUGGUUUUUUCAUUCAAAGAUUUUCAAAAGAUAACAGACAAAAAAUUAAAAAAGAAUGGUUUAACCCCAUCAAAACCAGGAGACGAUUGGAAAAGUUACGUAAUGAUGUUGCAUAAAGAAUUAAGCGAAAAAUCGACAAAUUUCAGCAAUAUAAAUGUGCGUCUUUUCGAAAAUGAAUUGGAUUACAUCGUAAAUAUACCAAGUACUUUACGUAAAACGUCCGGUGUUAUGUUAGAAAUGUUUGCUUGGUGGAAAGCUAUCGAUUUUAUGAUUCUUCAUACAACAGAUGAAAUGGCAACAACUUUAAAUAACUUACUUUAUUCUUUUUCUGGUGAUGAUACAGAUUGUUUAAAAUUAACAAUUAACAAAUUUAAUCUUGCUAUUUCUCAUGGAUUAAUAACAGAAGAUUUUAUUUCAACUAAACCUCAAAUAAUGAAAUUUAUCGAAAACUUACUUGAUUCUUUUCAAGAAAGAAUCGAGGACAUCAAAUGGAUUAAUGAUGAAAUAAAAGAAUUGAUUUAUAAGAAAUUAGCUUCGAUAGAUUUAUUUGUGGGCGUCCCAGAUUGGAUUUUAGAUGAAAAAAGAGUCAUGAAAGAAUACGAAGGGAUUAAAAUUAAAAACUACACCCAUUUAGAUAAUUUAAUGCAAAUUGUUCAAAUGGAGGUUUUAAAAAAUUACAAUGAUCCGUCAAGCGAAGACUUUUACAGAAAUUUAAUUGAAGUAAAACCUUAUUAUAACUCUUUAACGAAUUCCAUUACAAUUCCUUGGUCUAUUUUGAGCACCCCAUUUUACAACCUUGGAUUACCAUCUCUCGAAUAUGGUGCUCUUGGAACCUUAAUCGCAUACGAAAUUAUCGACGAAUUCUUUAACAUUUUAUGGUCACAAGAAGCAUUACAAACCACUUUUAAAGAGAAAAUGAAAUGCUUUAUUGAACAAUACGGAAAUUUUUCGGAAUCGAUGCAGAUUAAUGAGAAUAUCGCCGAUAAUGAGGGAACUAAUAUCGCUUUUACAGCAAUGGCCAAAUAUUUUAAAACAACAAAUGUGGAGAAUAAACUCCCUGGAUUAGAAAUAUUUUCUAGUGAACAAUUAUUUUUUAUAUCACAAGCACAUGUAUGGUGUUUUGUUAAAGAACCUUUUCUCGAUAUCGAUGGUAACGAUGAAAUAAUUACGAAUGAAUUCAAUGUUAAUGGAAUUGUUCAAAACGCAGCAAAAUUUUCGGAAUCUUUUAAUUGUCCCCUUGGGAGUAAAAUGAAUCCGGAAAGAAAACGAUGUGAAAUUUGGUAAUUUAAUUAAUUUAUUUAUAAAUUUAGAUUAAUAAAAUUUUAACAAAAAAAAAAAAUUAAAGUUAUCUUGUAAAAAAUAC